This is a messenger RNA of Hypanus sabinus (Atlantic stingray), 3336 nucleotides long. Its product is annotated as FH1/FH2 domain-containing protein 3-like. Gene Ontology annotation, cellular component: cytoplasm; cytoskeleton. Gene Ontology annotation, molecular function: actin filament binding. The transcript has 11 exons. Gene Ontology annotation, biological process: actin filament network formation; cortical actin cytoskeleton organization. The record is from RefSeq and is a predicted model, not a curated record. Bases 498 to 2210 code for a protein of 570 amino acids. Lineage: Eukaryota; Metazoa; Chordata; Chondrichthyes; Myliobatiformes; Dasyatidae.
AGGGGGAGGGGAGAUGGAGAAACAGAAAGAGGGGAAGGGGUUAGAGAGAAGAGAGGAAAACUGGGGAGCAAAGUGGAGAGAUAGAUGGAGAGAGAGGGGCAAAUAGAGAGAGAGACUUGUAGAGUGGAGAGAAAGGGGCAGCACAGAGAUGGAUAGAGGGCGAAAGAGAGAGGAGAAAACGGGAGCAGACAACGACUACGAGAGAGAGCGGCAUGGAGAGAUAGAAAGACGCAAGGGUAGAGGCGCUGGUGAUGGAGACAGAGCGGGUGUGCCCCAACAGACAGGAAACCUUACAACCACCCCCGAGACCACCCGUGCUUCCCGAACCACAGGGAGGAGGGUUAGCGGCCUCUGAGAGCCCCAAGGGAGAGGGUGAAAUCGCUUCGGACUGAUGUAAACCGGCGGCGAGAAUCACUGCCACCAUUUCCCCUCCCAAUAGCCUCCUCACUCUCCACCUCUAUCAACACCCCAGCACUCCGUUCCCGACCUUGGCCGGGAUGAAGACGGGGGCUGCCGAACCCCAGGACGGAGAUGGGGUGCCCGAGGCGAGGAGAGGCUUGGAACAGCUCUGGGACGUCCUACUGGGGAGCGCCAGGGAGCUGCGGUUGAAGACCUUGGACUUCAGCGACCUGCAGGAGGAGGAAGAGGAGGGGGACGCGCGGCCCCGGUCCCACGGCCCCACUCCGUGCCCGACGCAGGGGACCGGACCGCCGCCCCCGCCCCCUCUCCCUCUCCCUCCUCCACCACCCCCUCCACCCUCUCCCCUCGCCGGCGCGACCCCCAGGACCGGCGGCGGCAGGGGCACCCGCAGGCUCCACUGGAAGGGCAUCGCCGAGCUGCCCGCCCAGCCCAAGUUCAGCCGCUUCGGACCCGCCACCAUCUGGGACGGCCUGCAGCCCGUGGCCCUGGACACCGAGCGGCUGCGGGAACUCUUCCAACGCAGCGCCGGGGACCCCCAGCACCUCCAGAAACAGGGCGCGGGGCGCAGGCGGGAACUGAACGUACUGCCCGUGAAGAGAAGCAACGGUAUUAACAUAGCACUGACAGCCUUGCCCCCACCGCACAUCAUCCACGCGGCCCUCCUCUCCUUCGACCGCUGUGCCCUGGACAGGGAGGCCAUUGAGAGGCUCCAGACCCUGGUUCCCACCGAGGAGGAGGUGCAGCAGAUCCAGGAAGCACAGCGAUCCAAACCGGGACAGGCCCUGGGCAGCGCCGAACACUUCCUCCUCAGGCUGGCCACCGUGCCCGAGCUCACAGCCCGACUCAGCCUCUGGGCCUUCAUACUGGACUACGACACCAUGGAGAAGGAGGUUGCCGAGGCUCUGUUUGACCUGAAGUUGGGAAUGGAACAGUUGGCCGGGAACAGGACUUUUCAUUGUAUCCUAGCAACCCUGCUGGCCAUCGGCAACUUCCUUAACGGUGUGAACGCCAAGGGCUUCGAGCUGUGGUACCUGGAGCGGGUGCCGGGCGUGAAGGACACGGCGUGCAAGAAGUCACUGCUGCACCACGCCUGCUCCAUCAUCGUGCAGAACUUCCCCGACACCAGCGACCUCUACUCCGAGAUCAGCGCCCUUACCCGCUCAACCAAGGUUGACUUCGUGCAGCUGCAGACGGACCUGGCCCAGCUGGAGCACAUCUGCAAGGCGUCCUGGGACCACCUGAAGACCAUCAGCCGGCGGGACAGGAACGCUGCCUUCCGCAGCAGCACCGCCUCCUUCCUCAGAGAGGCCGCUCAGCGCAUCAUCAUCCUGAAGGCCGUCUACCGCCGGCUAAGGAACAGAAACAUCCUCUCCGCAUCCACUCGAUCGAGGCUUUUCAUCGUUCGAUUCCACUCCUUUCUGCUCUACCUGGGCUACCCCAGCUCCUACGUCCGUAAGGCCACUGUCAGCCGGUUCUGCAAGAUGAUCAGCGACUUUGCGCUGGAGUACCACAUGGCCCGGCUCCAGGUCCUGCAACAACGGGAACGCCAGGAGAGAGAGAAGCAGCGUCAACAGGCAGAGGACGUGCCAUCGGCCGGAGAGACGGAUUCCCCGCAGAGCGUCGCCGUGGUGAUCCGCAGCCUGUUCCCGGAAUGCAGCCAGCAGCACGAGGACAUGAAGGAGAUCCUGAGAACCCCGGAGCGGAGCCGCAAGUUCGACAACAGCCUCCCUCGCUUCCGCAGGAAGGUGUCCCAGGGCAAGGAAAUCCUCGACCAGAAGCUUCACUGGUAAUGCGGGGAGGGCCCGUGGGAAUGAGGCCUUAGCGUCAAACAGGAUGGCGGCCCUGCCCUCACAAAGCUGAAUGAGGCCUUAGCGUCAAACAGGAUGGCGGCCCUGCCCUCACAAAGCUGAAUGAGGCCUUAGCGUCAAACAGGAUGGCGGCCCUGCCCUCACAAAGCUGAAUGAGGCCUUAGCGUCAAACAGGAUGGCGGCCCUGCCCUCACAAAGCUGAAUGAGGCCUUAGCGUCAAACAGGAUGGCGGCCCUGCCCUCACAAAGCUGAAUGAGGCCUUAGCGUCAAACAGGAUGGCGGCCCUGCCCUCACAAAGCUGAAUGAGGCCUCAGCGUCAAACAGGAUGGCGGACCUGCCCUCACAAAGCUGAAUGAGGCCUUAGCGUCAAACAGGAUGGCGGCCCUGCCUUUACGAAGCUGAACGAGGCCUUAGCGUCGAACAGGAUGGCGGCCCCCCCCCCCUCACAAAGCUGAAUGAGGCCUUAGCAUCGAACAGGAUGGCGGCCCCCCCUCACAAAACUGAAUGAGGCCUUAGCAUCGAACAGGAUGGCUGCCCCCCCCCCCACAAAGCUGAAUGAGGCCUUAGCGUCGAACAGGAUGGCGGCCCUGCCCCCACAAAGCUGAAUGAGGCCUUAGCGUCGAACAGGAUGGCGGCCCCCCCCCUCACAAAGCUGAAUGAGGCCUUAGCGUCGAACAGGAUGGCGGCCCUGCCCUCACAAAGCUGAAUGAGGCCUCAGGGUAAGGGCAGCCCUACCCUUAUGAAGACCGUUUCUGUCUCGAUCUGUCUGUUUCCCGUUGCUUUGGACUCUGUGAAGCAGGACUGUCACAACGUGGCCAGCUGGGCCGGAGUGAGAGAAUUCCAGAAUCCGGGAAUGCGGUCGUUUUGUGCGUGAUAGGCCCGAGGGGUCAGAGGUGAAUUCAAAUAACCAGCUGACCAGAGUACAGAGACAGAUCACUCUCUAUAUAUACCUAUAGUGCUUUGUAUGUGGUAUUAAACAAUUAAAUAAACACUGACUUCGCUUAUUCACCACAGCACGAUGUACAAUCAUCAUGGUUCCUCUGGUCUGGUUCGUCAGUUACUGGAUUAGAAUAUAGACCAUAGUAACCUACAGCACGUUACAGGCCCU